ACGCACAUGAAGUACGCCAGUCAACUCACGAUCCCCCCGUAACUUCACGAAAACACGUUCGCUGAGGGAUAAUCUGAUGAGAUCGAAAGGCUCCUGGAUGCCCGACGAUGAAGGAUCCAUUGAAGUGCAGGUAAGAUGAGGUAAGCAGUGGCAAGUUGUCUUUCGAACUCAGACAGCUUCAAUCAAGUUGUACCCAACUCCUUCUUCCGCUAACAACAGUACCAGUAGCGACCUAGCCAUGCCGAAACACUACUGUGACUAUUGUGAUGUUUUUCUUACUCAUGACUCUGCUUCAGUGCGGAAAGCUCAUAACAGUGGAAGAAAUCACCUGGCAAACGUCCGAGACUACUACGCAUCGCUCGGCCAUGACAAAGCACAAAGUAUCAUCGAUCAAAUCACUGCAGCAUAUGAGAGUGGAGGUGGCCCUCCUCCAGGAGGAUUUGGGUUUGGCCCUCAUCAUCUAGGCGCACCUCCACCAGCGUUUCCAGGCCCUCCCAUGGGCUUCGGUGGUCCUCCCGGAGCAUUUCCGCCUCGUCCGCCUUUCCCGCCAGGACCCUUUCCGCCCUCGGGCAUGAUGGGACCACCAGGUGCCAUACCACCUUUCCCUCCUAGUGACGGCAUGCCACCUCCCGCAGCAAUGGGUCCUCCAGGCGGUUUCCCAGGCGGUCCCCCUCCAUUCCCUCCGAAUGGCCCUAAUGGCGGCGGACCUGGUGGCAGCAUGCCACCCUUCCCCCCACAUGGUAACUUUGGGCCACCGGGUGGUAGCCCGCCCCCACCAAACCAAAAUGAUCCCAAUGCGGGACCAGGCGGUAUGCAUCCUGACAGACUGAGAAUGAUGGCUGGCAGGUAAUCUUUGUUCGCCGUCUAUUGGGCCUCAAUUCUGCGGUGGGUUGUAUUUCUGGAAGGUAAAAUAUAGCUCUCCUUCCUUCCUGUGUCUUAUCAAAUACCUUGUUAUGUCGGUUUACUAGUUGUGUACCUUCAUUAACAUGAUCAUGAAGCAGAAGGUUUUGUGGCACAAAUUUGAGACUAUGUAUCUUACCCGUCUGCAUCGUGC
Suillus bovinus is the source of this 1054-nucleotide messenger RNA. RefSeq names its product U1 zinc finger-domain-containing protein. The coding region runs from base 239 to 850 and encodes 203 amino acids. Gene Ontology annotation, molecular function: pre-mRNA 5'-splice site binding; zinc ion binding. The transcript has 6 exons. The record is from RefSeq and is a predicted model, not a curated record. Gene Ontology annotation, biological process: mRNA splicing, via spliceosome; spliceosomal snRNP assembly; mRNA 5'-splice site recognition. NCBI's taxonomy places the organism in Eukaryota, Fungi, Basidiomycota, Agaricomycetes, Boletales, Suillaceae. Gene Ontology annotation, cellular component: U1 snRNP; nucleus.